CAUCGAAUAAGCAAAUUCUUUCUCAUGGCACACAAUUGGAAUAUGCUAUAUUAAACAGUGGAGAAGAAAGUCUGCAACUUUUCUUGUAGAGCAGAUCCAUCAUUCCCCCACCUGAAUUCGGACCCUCUCACAGACCAAUUCGAAACCCACAACAGACUCUGAGUUACCUACUGCCCUGAAAUUCGCUGCGUUCAACAAACUCUGUUUUCGUUCUUUUUUUGUUCUCUACAAAAAACUUUCUUUCUUUCUCAACCUUUUUUUAUAUAAAUUCUGUGGAAAGUUAUAUUUUUGGAGAUGGGAAGCUCGGAGGAGAAGGUGGCUGCUGUUAUCAUGGUUGGCGGACCAACCAAAGGGACCCGAUUUAGGCCUCUUUCAUUCAAUACCCCGGAACCCUUGUUUCCUUUAGCAGGGCAGCCGAUGAUUCACCAUCCCAUUUCUGCUUGUAAACAGAUCCCCAAUUUAGCUGGGAUUUACCUAAUUGGGUUUUAUGAAGAGAGAGAGUUUGCAUUAUAUGUCUCCUCAAUAUCUAAUGAGUUGAAAGUACCAGUAAGAUACUUAAAAGAGGAUAAACCACACGGUUCUGCUGGUGCCCUUUAUUACUUCAGAAAUACUGUCAUGGAGGACAACCCGUCACAUAUCCUCCUGCUAAAUUUUGAUGUUUGUUGCAGUUUCCCACUGCCAGACAUGCUUGAGGCCCACAAAAGAUAUGGGGCGAUGGGAACAAUGUUAGUCAUCAAGGUUUCUGCUGAAUCAGCUAACCUGUUUGGUGAGUUGGUCGCUGAUCCAAGCACGAAAGAGUUGCUCCACUACACAGAGAAACCUGAGACAUUUGUGAGUGAUUUGAUAAACUGUGGAGUUUACAUUUUUACGCCGGCUAUAUUUACUGCCAUUCAGGAUGUCUCCACACAUCGGGAUGACAGAGCUAAUGUAAGCCGUGUGUCAAGCAUUGAAGCCUCACAGUCUAUGUCAAGGACUUUUCCCAUAGAUUUUGUUAGAUUGGACCAAGAUAUUCUGUCACCUCUGGCUGGAAAGAGACAGUUGUACACAUAUGAGACUUUGGAUUUCUGGGAACAGAUAAAGACACCAGGAAUGUUGUUGAAGUCUUCUGGUAUUUAUCUAGCCCAGUACCGAAUCACCUCUCCCAAUCUUUUGGCUAGUGGAGAUGGAACUAGAAAUGCUACAAUAACUGGUGAUGUAUAUGUGCAUCCAUCAGCAAGAGUACAUCCAACUGCAAAGAUUGGUCCGAAUGUCUCUAUCUCAGCAAAUGUUCGUGUAGGAGCAGGUGUAAGGCUCAUAAAUUGUAUCAUCUUGGAUGAUGUUGAAAUUAUGGAAAAUGCAGUUGUUAUAAACUCUAUUGUUGGAUGGAAGUCAUCCAUUGGCAAAUGGUCACGUGUACAGGCCAAUGGAGACUACAAUGCAAAGCUUGGAAUUACCAUACUCGGAGAGGCUGUAACAGUGGAAGAUGAAGUUGUGGUGAUCAACAGCAUUGUUCUUCCAAAUAAGACCCUUAACGUUAGUGUCCAGGAUGAGAUCAUUUUGUGAAAAUGAAAAGACUAGACACAGCCUUACGACGAAAAUUCUGAGUUUUGCACCACCUCCCUUUUCCUUCUUUUUCCUUUCCAAAUUGUUCCAUGGAUUGAGGUUUAGAUACAGUUGCAGAAAUUUUUGAACUAAAAAUGAUUGAUGAGAUUAGAGUUUCUAGUCAUUUUCAUAACAAGAAUGAAAAAAUGAAUCUUAU
Molecule: messenger RNA, 1738 nt
Organism: Rubroshorea leprosula
Lineage: Eukaryota; Viridiplantae; Streptophyta; Magnoliopsida; Malvales; Dipterocarpaceae
Source: the annotation of a GenBank genome assembly